Molecule: messenger RNA, 2958 nt
Organism: Neohortaea acidophila
Lineage: Eukaryota; Fungi; Ascomycota; Dothideomycetes; Mycosphaerellales; Teratosphaeriaceae
Product: ankyrin repeat-containing domain protein
Exons: 3
Coding region: 1-2958 (985 amino acids)
Biological process (GO): protein localization to ciliary inversin compartment
Cellular component (GO): ciliary inversin compartment
Molecular function (GO): protein binding
Source: RefSeq, a predicted model, not a curated record
AUGGAGGCACUCGCAGCCGUAGGGACGGCCGCUGGUCUCGCCGGCAAUGCCAUCACAAUCAUCAUCCAGCUUCACGACCUCAUCAACGACCUUGUACGAGCCGACGAAGACGUGAAAGAGUGCCUGGACGAGCUGAAGGGAACGACUACCCUCCUUGCAGACAUCAGAGCUAUUUGUGACGACGGUGGUCAUCCUGUCGCUCCUGGUUCGAUUGAGAGUCGACGCCAUUUGGAAGAGGCUGUGGUGCGGUGUACGGAGGUUUGCGAGCGGUUUCGCGAGCGGCUUGAGAGUUGGACUGGGAACCGUGGAGGUGGGAAGAAAUUGCUGUGGCGUGCUCGGGUGAGGGUUGGGGUGCUCGGCAAGGGCGAGAUACGGAGAUUCAGGGAGCAGAUUGCGGCUUGUCGGGACGAAGUCCAUCUGGCGCUCUCGAGUUGCGGGCUCAGCGAAACGAGAGGCCUCGGCUCGAGGAUCGAUACCAAACUCCAGCUCAUCGACAGUCGGGGGACAUCGAACACGAUCGCAGGCCCAAGAAGUCCAUUGGAAGUUUGCAGAGACGUCCUCUCUCCGAGCUAUGUCGACCCAAGUCUAUCCACCAAACCGAGAGUUGCCGGCACCUGCGAAUGGAUCAAAGGGGACGCAACGUACCAAACCUUGUUGAGAGGCGAGUCACAACAACUCUGGAUCCAUGGAGGCCCAGGAAAGGGCAAAAGCACGCUUGCUAGCUUCAUAUCCGAGCAAUUGGCGAGUGUGGCUCAGCAGAAGGGCUCCAGCACGGCGUUCCUGUCUAUCAUUUGCAGCGGGGCCAGCAGCAGUGCGACUCCUAUCCUUCAGAGUCUGCUUUGGCAGUUGGUGGAGCAUAGACCUGCGCUCGCGGAAGUGCUAGUCGGCUCGCAGCGGCCGAACUUCCACACGGCUGUUCGGUCCGAAGAGUUCCUCUGGAUGUUGUUGCUCAAGGCGCUUGGAAACCUGGAUGGCGCGAAGACGUACUGCCUGCUCGACGGACUGGACGAGUGCGAGGAUGACUCCAGGCGCUGGCUCGCGAAGAAGCUGGUGGACCUCCAGCUUGAUAAGUUCCAAUGCAUCAUUCUGAGUCGGGACGUUCCGCAUAUGAACAAGGCUCACACACAGAUCGAUCUCGACUCCGACGUUCUUUCGCCGAUCAUCAGCCAAGACGUGCGGAGACUGGUUUCGGCAAAGGUGCAGGAGCUGAGUGCGGUGGUUGCGUUCACGCCGGAGUUUCAGGAAGCCAUCGAAAGCCAGCUUGUCGCGAGAUCAGAGGGAACCUUUCUCCACCGAAAUCGAACGGGCGCUGAAGAUUUACCAACGGGACUGUCUGCAAUCUAUCAGCGCAUGCUGUCCCAGAUCGCAGGCCUCAAGCUCCACGAGGAGUGCUUCGAGAUUCUGCACCUGCUCACCGCGACAUUCCGACCAUUGCUGUUGCGGGAACUCACUGCCCUCGUGGACCGCAAGCCCACGGAGAACCUCGACAGUGAGCAGGUGUUGCGGGAUCGACUGACGCUCUGCGGCCCGCUCAUCGAGAUUCGUGAGAGAACCGUGAAGCUCGUCCACCAGUCCGCCAAGGAGUAUUUGCAGUCGCAGAACGAUGGGAGUAGUAAGGUGCGCAAUGAGCCCAUGAUGGACCUCGAAGCACUGCACCUACAAAUCGCACGGACAUGCCUUGACUGCUUGAAUGCCGGCCUUAUCAUCAAUUGCGGCGUCGACUCAAGGGCGUGUAAAGCGACGCGAGAUAGCACAGACUGGUCUGAUGCCAGACAGCGUGCCUUUCUCUACUAUGCAGUCAACCAUUGGAUCGAUCACGCCAGAUUCAGCCCAGAGGUUGCGCAGAAGUUAUUCGCUCAUCCGAGUGCUUUCUACAAGCAAAAGUCGCUGGUCCGAGUCCUAUGGCACGAGCUGUAUGCUCGCUCCCAUCGUGGCGAUCCUGGCCCAAUUGACAUGCCCGUGCUGCAUCUCGCGUGCUACUUGGGCAUUGUUGGUUGGGUAACGGUGCUGAUGAAGCGGGAGAAGAGAAAGCUCAGGCUCGCGAGGUCGUUGAGACAGCGCGAUCAGCGGGGCUUCACACCCUUGGGCGAGGCAGUCAGAGGCGGCCAUGAGCAGGUUGUGCGCCUACUUCUCGAUGCCGGUGCCGAUGUCGAUGGCAAGGACUCGAGAGGAAUGACGCCGGCGAUACUGGCGUGUGACCGAGGGCAUGCGGCCAUGGUGAAGUUGAUGAUCGAUCGUGGAGCUAAUGUCAUGAUGCAAGAUCCCACCGGGCAGAUCCCGCUGCAUCAUGCUGCUCUGCAGGGCAACAUCAAGCUCGUGGCAAUGCUGCUGGACGCGGUGCAGGGCGCAGAUGCGGACGCCAGGGACGAGUACUUCUGGACACCCUUGCACAACGCCGUGAUGAAUCGCGACGAGGAGUGCGUGAGACUUCUCCUGGCUGCUGGAGCCAAUGCCGCCGCCAGAACUAAGAGUGGAGAGACGGCCCUGAGCAUAGCAGCGAGCGUGGGCGACGAGACGUUGGCGAAGAUGCUGCUGAUCGAGCACAAGAUCGACCCCAAUUCGAGGGACAGAUCCGGUUGCACGCCUCUGUUUGACAGCGCGUCAGUGGCAAUGUCACAGCUUCUGCUGGAGCACGGCGCGGUCCUCGGUGCAAGGAAUGAUUAUGGCGCUACAGCCUUACGCUCCGCGCUGAAUCACAGGGAUGAGCCGUUGUUGCGCUUCCUUAUCAGUCAGGGAGCCGACCUGAGGGAGUUGGAUUCAAUGGGACAGACGCUGUUGCAUGGAGCAGCCUUUGUCCCCGGUGAUGCAGAGAUGGGCCUAGUGCUGUUGGGUUUGGGAUUGGAUCCCACCGUGAAGGACAUGUAUGGCCGCACGGCCCUCGACGAGGCGAUUCGCUGGAGCAAUCAGCAAUUUGCUGAUAUUUUGUUGAAGCAUGAGGAGAGUACAGGUGUUGCUUGA